CUGCACGCUGCUGCAGCUCUUCUUCCUCUCUUAAGCCCCAACAUUCAACAGCGCCAACGAAUAAUUCCUGCGUUUUCUUCGCCCUUCCAGAGUAAUCUAUUCUCUAUGGGUCUAGUGAAGAUGGGUGAGCUGCCCACAGUUAAUUCUUCCUCUGCCAUAGGUUUCACAGCUUCACAGCAGAACCAGGGCUCAGCUAUUACAACUACUCCAGAAUCCAAGCCAAAGAAAAAGAUUUGCUGUGCUUGCCCUGACACUAAGAAGCUGAGAGAUGAAUGCAUUGUGGAGCACGGUGAGGAAGCUUGUGCAAAAUGGAUUGAGGCUCACCGUAAGUGUCUUCGUGCAGAGGGAUUUAAUAUUUGAGAUUUGAAGAGGCAGUUGGGUUGACCAUAUGAUAGGAAAAAACAAGUUGAAAGUCUACACUUUUGAUUUUUUAGGUUUACACACACCAGAUGGUAUUAACAUUUUGGAAUAAGGCCAGGAGAGGCAGCCUCUCUGUACUGUUAUAUGCAUCCACGGGCUCAUGACUUUUAUUUUCUUGAUACAAAGCGAAAGCAGCCAAAAUAUAUUUAAAAGGAUUUACUGCACUUAUGUUUGUGUUUGUUUUAUCUAUUUCAUAAUGAAUACUUGAUCUGUGUGAUGUGG
Messenger RNA from Juglans regia (Persian walnut), 642 nucleotides. RefSeq names its product cytochrome c oxidase copper chaperone 1-like. Gene Ontology annotation, molecular function: copper chaperone activity; copper ion binding. The coding region runs from base 106 to 360 and encodes 84 amino acids. The transcript has 2 exons. Gene Ontology annotation, cellular component: mitochondrial intermembrane space. The record is from RefSeq and is a predicted model, not a curated record. Lineage: Eukaryota; Viridiplantae; Streptophyta; Magnoliopsida; Fagales; Juglandaceae.